AUGUUCAAUUUCUUGAAGAGCGCAGGCUUGGCACUGCUGGUGGUGGCCACCCGAUCAUUGGCAGCGGAUAUCGCUACCGAGGAUGGUGUCCUAGUGCUGGACCCCUCCAACUUUGCCGACGCCGUCGCACAGAACCCUACUCUUCUGGUGGAGUUCUACGCUCCGUGGUGCGGGCACUGCAAGAAGCUGGCACCGGAGUACGCCAAGGCCGCCGAGGCUCUGGCCAAGGAGGACCUCAAGAUAGCAAAGGUGGACUGCGACGCGCACAAGGACCUCGCCAAGGAGUACGGCGUUGGCGGAUUCCCCACCCUGAAGCUCCUCAAGGAAGGCAAGCCAUCUGACUACCAGGGCGGCCGCACUGCCGACGACAUCAUCAAGUACGUCAUCAAGAAGUCGGGUCCCGCCGCCAAGACCCUGACCACCAAGGCUGAGGCAACGGCGUUCGAGGGAGAGGACGAGGCGGUAGUGCUCGGGCUGUUCUCGUCCGCAGACUCCCCCGAGGCGAAGACCUUCAUGUCCGUGGCCAACGGCAUCGACAGGCUUCCGUUCGCCACGUCUUCCACGAAGGAGGUUCUCAAGGCCUACGGUGCGGGCAAGGGCGGCAAGGUGGUGAUCAUGAAGACCUUCGACGAGAAGAAGGCGGUGCUGGACGUUUCCUCUUCGACGACCGAGGAAGAAAUGGUGGACUGGAUCGAGGGCGCCUCGAUGCGCCUGGUCACCACCUUCUCCCCGGAGACCUCCUCGGCAAUCUUCGGCGGCAAGGUCAAGGUACACAUGCUCUACAUGGCCGAUGCCAGCAGCAGCACCUUCGAGGCCGAGAGCGCCGCCCUCACCAAGGCCGCCUCCACCAACCGCGGGAAGCUGCUCCACGUGCACGUGCCCCACACCGAGGACCGCGUGCUCCAGUACUUCGGCGCCAAGGCCGACAACCUCCCCAUGGUCGUCAUCGCCGACAUGACCUCCAACAGCGCCAUCAAGAAGUACAUGUACCCGGACAAGAUCACGGAGGCCGGGCUCUUGGGCUUCGAGAAGAAGUUCUUCGACGGAGAACUGGUCCCCACCCUCAAGUCCGAGGAGCCCGCGGACGAGGACCUCGCGGAACCGGUGAAGGUUCUCAAGGGGAAGAGCUUCUCCAAGCUGGUGCUCGAGAACGACAAGGACGUGUUGGUGGAGUUCUACGCACCGUGGUGCGGGCACUGCAAGGCACUCGCGCCUAAGUACGACGAGCUUGCGAGCAAGCUGGAGGGGGUUGACUCGGUGAUGGUGGCCAAGAUGGACGCAACCGAGAACGAGAUCGAUGUGGACGGGGUUGAAGUGGCCGGGUUCCCUACCCUCUUCUUUUUCCCGGGCAAGGACAAGUCCUCCCCGAAGAAGUACGAGGGCGCACGCGAGACCGAGGACAUGGCCAAGUACAUCAUGGACAACGCGUCGACCCCCUUCAAGCUGGAAGGUGUGGAGUCGGAGGACGUGAAGGACGAGCUCUGAUUCAAGCCAUGCAGACGAGACGACAGCAGCACCGCUCGGUGGCUCUAACUAUUGAUUUUUUGAUUGCGAGUUAGCGGAGAGCAACCGGGCGCGAAAGCAGAUAUUAGGUAGUUGAACUUGGGCUAUUUAGAACUGGCUGGGUGAUGUUGUUGACGCACACACGCGGCGCGCGCACUCAUUGAGGGUGGUUGUGUGUAAAUAUAGCGCCGGCGGCUGCUGUCGUUGUGGUUCGACAACGCGAGUGGGACACGUGACGUGGUGCGCACCUCUGUUGCUGACAGCGGCAGAGUGGGCGAGCCCGAGAAAUUUGUAGGCUACCUGCCUAGGAUGACUAGUCGUAUACUUACAUGUUUCUUUUUUGAGUCAAGGUAAGCGGGCUAGGUUGCCGCAAGCAGGUGGUUGAGAACCUAUGUUCCAUGUCGGUCGGGUGUGACAUGUCGUGAUGGUCUUGUCUAUCCCUCUCGGUGCAAGUGCCUUGGCGUGGAUUGCUCCGUACUUGGGCGGACUGCGAGCCACCCUGUCGCUUGAGCUGUGAGUCUCUGUUUUGUUUCUGUGCAAGUUGAAUGUGUUUUUUUGUUUGUCUUUGGUCAAAAGAGGUAUCUUAGAUGACGCCCAUCCUUGACGGGGGGCGAGGAGACGCAAAAGUUUGUUGGUGCUGUUAAGGCUGAAUUGAAAAGAUAAGCUCUUUUGGUGUGGGGGGUCCUGGGUGUUGCAGUUUUUUGGUUUUCCAACUUCUGCGGUGACCUUGACGUGAAAAAUAUGAAAAGAUGGUAUAAAAAAUGAUGCCUUUGUUUAUCAUUCUUGCUGUUAACCAUGCG
Molecule: messenger RNA, 2303 nt
Organism: Ectocarpus siliculosus
Lineage: Eukaryota; Phaeophyceae; Ectocarpales; Ectocarpaceae
Source: the annotation of a GenBank genome assembly